This is a messenger RNA of Aureobasidium pullulans EXF-150, 1127 nucleotides long. Its product is annotated as carbon-nitrogen hydrolase. The transcript has 3 exons. Lineage: Eukaryota; Fungi; Ascomycota; Dothideomycetes; Dothideales; Saccotheciaceae. Gene Ontology annotation, molecular function: hydrolase activity, acting on carbon-nitrogen (but not peptide) bonds, in linear amides. The record is from RefSeq and is a predicted model, not a curated record. Bases 72 to 998 code for a protein of 308 amino acids.
CUAAAUCUUCUCUUUCAUACACAGAUCUGUGCACCUUUGAACCGUCGUUCAAUACUGUUAUCAAAUCCAACAUGGCUCCCACCCACAAGAUUGCUGUGAUUCAGCUUCACCCCAAACCUCUCCAUGUCGAGCAAAACUACCAGAGAGCCGCCAAUUUCAUCAGAGCUGCCGCACUCCAAGGUGCCGAAUUGGCCGUUCUUCCUGAAUAUCACCUGACAAACUGGCUACCCAAUGACCCAAACUUCAAAGCCUCUUGUGCAAGCUGGAAAGAAUAUCUCGAAAAGUAUCAAGCUCUGGCCAAAGAAUGUAACAUCUGUAUCGUUCCUGGCACAAUCGUAGAGCUUCACACAGAUGAUGAGCACGACAGUACCGGUAUCACUACCGAAGAGGAUGCAAACAGCGAGCGUCUCCUCAAUGUCGCCUACUUCAUUUCUUCUACUGGUGAGAUUCUCGGCAAAUACGUCAAGAAGAACCUCUGGGGAUCUAUCGAAAGACUUCAUCUUACGAGCUCCUCGCGUGACCCUCAUCCGGUCUUCGACACUCCAUUCGGUAAAGUCGGCAUGUUGGUUUGCUGGGACUUGGCUUUCCCGGAAGCUUUUCGCGAAAUGAUUGCUCAAGGAGCAAAACUAUUCAUCAUCCCUACCUUCUGGACACUCAACGACUGCUCUCCUGCCGGGCUCGCUCGCAACCCCACCGCCGAAGCUACGUUCUUGGAUUCUAUGCUUACAGCAAGAUGUUUUGAGAACACUUGCGCGAUCGUAUUUGCCAACGCUGGAGGCCCGCCUGGAAAAGGAUAUGCUGGCUUGUCGCAAGUAUGUGCACCAUACGUCGGUCCAAUUGUAAGAUUGGGCAGCUGCGCCGAAGGUAUGGCCGUGGUAGACCUGGACAUGCAGAUUGUAGAAGACGCCGAGGAGAAUUAUCAAGUCAGAGCUGAUUUGGCGAGAGGCGAUUGGCAUUAUGAUUAUCGUCAUAGUAAGGAAGGUGACUCGAAGCUUUGAAACAUAUCUCAUCCUUGUAGUUAUUCACGAGUAUCGAUCGAAUUGAGAGAUGGGAGAUUAAAGCAAUUUAUUCCAGACUUAACAUGUACACAAAAUUGGGCUUGUAUCGCAAACAGUGUUUGAUAGGCA